Dimorphilus gyrociliatus is the source of this 3625-nucleotide messenger RNA. NCBI's taxonomy places the organism in Eukaryota, Metazoa, Annelida, Polychaeta, Dinophilidae. The record is from the annotation of a GenBank genome assembly.
GCUUUUAGUUAACCCUUGUUUGUAGAAUUCUCUCGUAAUUGAAGUUUUGUUACCUUUUUCAGAAACUGUGGUACUUGGUUCCUAAAUAAGAUUAUGUUAUAAGUUUCACAUUAUAAUAAUAAAACGCGAAAGCUGGGGACAAUUUGUACUGAAAAUCGGAUCCAGAAGAAUGGAAAAAAUUGAAGUUAUAUGGACAAAGUUGAAAGAAAGAGGCAUAGAAGAAGAAAAUGAGAUAGAUCAACUACUUCCUAAGUUAUGGCAAAUAAUAAAUAAAUUAGAGAAUGAAAAGAGCGAUAUCGAAGAAAAACAUGAGAUUGAAAUGAAAGAAGUUGAAAAUUAUGUUGAACAUAUUAGAAAGCUUACAGAUGAAAGAGAAGCUCUUACGUCUGACUUUGAAAAAGAAAAUGAAGCGCUUAAACAAGAAAACAGAAUGCUAAAGGAAUCAUCUGAUGAUAUUCGAACAAUGCUAAUCACUGAAAACUUAAACGAGAUAGCUGAUUCUCCUGUGAAUGAGCAAAUUGCUUACCUAUUAGUCGAAAGGGCUAAGUUAUUCGAUGAUUUGCAAGUUAUUGAAUCUAGUAGGGCUGACUCUGUUAUGGAUUCGAAAUCUGAGAUGCAUACUGAGCAUCUACAGUCAAUAUUGGAUGCUGAAAGAAAGCGAUUUGAAAAAGAACUUAAUGAACAGCGAGCUUCCAUCAGAAUAGAUAAAGAAGAAAUAAAGCAAGCUCACGAGGAAGAGAUAAAUUCUAUUAUUAGUGAAAAUGAAAAGAUGCAAAACAUUAUUAAUGAUCAAUCGCAAAAGAUAAACAGGUAUCAAGAGGAGUUAAAAGAUAUACGAGAUCAAAACGAAAAAUUACAAAAAAAAAACUUGAUUAAUGAACCCAGAAGAGGCUCUCUUCAGGGACCGCAAACUCCUGCUGCCUUAGCUGCUGUUCUUUCCUCAGAUGACUUAGAUGAAUUGAAAGGGAAAAUUAAGGAAUUAGAUCGAGAAAAUAGUAAAUUAUCGACUAAAUUUAACUUCACAAAAAAAGAGCUAAAAGAGCUAAAGGAAACGACAGAUGAAAAAAUAGAAGAUCUUGAAAAGACUAAUAAUGGUCUUCGAAAUUCUGUUUCUCAAGCUCGCUGCAAAGUAGAGGAACUAGAAGCUGACUAUGCGAAAGUUUUAGAAGAUAAGAGGCGGCUUGAAAUGAGAGUAGAAUUUGCUGAAAAACAGAUGGAAGAUACGUAUGAAAGAGAGAAAAUGCUCUCUAUACAGACUAAAAAUUUGAAGUCAACAGGAGAGAAAAUAAAGAGUCGUUGGCAGAAAGACGUCAAUGAAUUACGUGCUGAAUUAGAAGAAAUGGACGAGGAGUUACGCGUUUCUAAGGAAGAAACGGACUCAGAGCGGAAUGUAAAAAAAGGUUUAGAAGAGAAAAUAAAAGACUUGGAGGAUAAAAUUAUCAAAUUAAAAGAGGAUGCACUUUUAAAAGAAGUUACAUUCGAAGAAAGACUUCAGAGUUUAAUUCAAAGAACAAGUGGCUUAGAAGAUGCCUUAAAGGACAAGGAAAUUCUGUUAGAAACUCAUGAAAAAGACAAAAUUUUGGAAGUGCAAGAUAAAGAGGAGCAAAUUAAGACGCUUGUUGAAAAACUUAAUGAGGCAACCGUUCUAAAAGAAGAUGAAAUCGACUCGAAACUUAAAAUAGAGACUAAACUUUCAAAGCUUUGUGAAGAAAAAAAGCUAGUGCUCUCUAAAUUGGAUCAGCAACAAGAUGAAUUUAAGUCACUUGAAAAAGAGUUUCAAAUCUCGAAACAAAAUUUUAAAGAGACCUUUGCAAAAUUGGAGCAAAGUGAUAAAGAAAAAUUUGAUUUGGUGGCUACUUUAGAGGAGAAACAGACUCGUGUUGAACACUUAACAAAAGCUCUCAGUCAGCUAGAGGAAGAUAAUCAAGCACUUGCAAAGCAAUUAUCUGAAACUAUGGUUCAACAUUUAGAAGCUGAAAAGAGUCUUCAAUAUGAAAAAGAGAAAAAUAAAGAGGAAAGAGAACAAAUUCAAAAAGAAAACCACCAAUUUACAGAAGAAAAGACGCAAAUGAGCGCGGAAAUUAACGUUUUGGUAACUAAACUUGGACAGCUUGAAGAGGAAAGAAAGCAAUCUGUCGAAACACUUCAAGUAGAAAAAAGAGAAAGUGAAAAAAAAGUCAGACAAUUAAUUGAUGAUUUGGAGGAAAGCAAAGACGAAUAUGAACAGCAAAUUGAACACUUGUCGGUUAAGUCCGAUAAUUUAUGUGAUAAACUGGAAACAACCCAAAAACAUUUAAUUGAAGCUGAAACCGAACUACAAAAGUGUUAUGCUGAAAUCGAAAAAUCACAAGAAAACUAUAAAGCUGAAAGAGAUUUGAGAUUGGAGUUGGAGAGAAAAUGCGAUUUUAUUCAAGUUAAAUUGGAAAAUACUUCUGAGAAAAAGGAAGAAUUGGAAAAUCAUAUUGAUGAAUUGGAAACUGCUAAUCAACAUUUAGAAUCUGAACUGAUGAUGAACACGCAAACGAAAAAGCAGACUGAAAAUUUAAUGGAACAGCGUUCUGCUGAUACCACAUUAGCUCUCAAAAAUACUCAACAAGAACUAAAAGAGUUACAAGAAAAAUCAGAGCAAUUGCAAAGGGAUUUAACAAAAACGCUUGUGAGUUUGCAAGACCGAGAAACACAAUUGAAGGAACUAAGUGUCAUUAAGGAGGAUUUACAAGUGAAGAAUAAGGAGGUAUCUUCUCUUAAACAGCAAUUAUCAGAUGAGAAGUCAAAAAGGGGAGUCAUAUUUGCGGAGAAUGAAAAUAUUAAUAAAGAGCUUGCUUGUCUUCGCCAAAAAGAAUCACAAACAUCCGCAGAAAAUUGCCAACUACAAAAAAUGCUUCUUGAUUUGGAAAAACGACUAGAAAACAUGAAAGCACAAACAGUUUCAGUUUCCAGUUUGCGUCAAUCAAAAGAAAUGGAGAAGCAAGAGCUCCACAACAAAAUGAUCAACUUGGAAAAACAAUUGGAGAGUUUGGAAAACCAAAAUCUAUCUCUUGUGAAUUCAAAUGAAGAACUAUCUAAAAAAUACGAUCAAUUAAAAGAAAAAACCCUUCUUAAAUUAGCCAAAGCAAAAGAUACUUUUACCAAGGAGAAAGCAAAACUUAAGUCUGAAAUAGAACGGUUACACUCAGAACUUAAAUUGUCUCGGAGUGAAUAUGUUUCAGAAUCUUCUAAAUGGACAGAAAACCAAGUCAAUGUAAAGGCAGCAGCCGAUGAAAAAAGGGAAUUGCUAUUAAAGGUUACUGAGCAAGAGGAAAGUAUACGAGAUCAAGGAAGAAAUCUGUCAAUUCUUCAGGUUAGGGCCAAAUUUUUAGAGGAUGAAAACUCUACCCUUCAAGAAAGAAUUAACUCUUUGUCAAGGCAAAAGCAUAAUCUGGAUAGAAUCUUAAAGGAGUACCAGGCAGAAAGAGAAAGAGAGUUAAAUAGAUCCCUGUCUUCGGCUGCUAACAUUACUUCGCUACUUCCCAACAAAAUAUCGCCAAGGUCAUUUUCGAAUCCUUCUACUCCUUCCUCUCCAAGAGGUAUAGCUGGAAAAUCAAGAUUGACAGAGGAUAAAGAAAAAGAAAUUGCCGCAACUUGA